CAAUUCUCGUCUUCUCUCUCUCAACUCAACCAACCAACCUUCAAAAACUUUUGUCUCGCAGCUCUAUAUCUUUACUAUACAACAUGGAAAUCCCAGAAAUCAGCAUUAUAGGCGAUUUCGAAGCUGGAAUGAAAUGCCUUCGUCAAAACUCAUCUUUGAUUUCUCGCUUUUUUUCGCUUUCGGGUCUUGAAACAGUGCAUCAACUCCACAGCUUUUGGAAAUGGGGUGCUGUAAUUCUUGCAUUAAUCGCCACUUUCAGUGGCAUAAUCAACAGAAUCAAGCUCUUCAUCACCUGGGUCCGUACAAUUAAGCCGUUAGAUUCAUCGUCAAAGCCUCUUCUGCAAUUGUUCGACGACGAUGAGGAGCUUAGCGAAGAUGAAACAUCGUCAUCGGCUUCGUUGGAAGACGAAGAGUACGAGUCAACUUCGUCGUUUGAUGAUCAAAUACCGGUUGACGAAGACUUUCGUGUGGCGGGUUCAAGUUUUUAUAGUGAAAACCAAUCUCGAAAUGGUAAAUUCAAGCUCCGGAAGCGUCGAAGCUGCGGCGAUGGCUUUUCUUGGUCAGACUUCGGCGCCGGUACAAGUGUUGUAAAGCUUUGGGAUAGUUUAGGGUUAGGUUUAGAAUUUGAAGACUUUGCUGAUGGUGUUGUUUCAAUAUGGGACUUAAAUAAGGACCAAAAAAAAAGUUCAUUUUUGGCCGGGAAUGGGAGUCGUCAGAUUCCGGCGGUGGCGAUGUCGUCACCAGCGGUGGCGUUGUCAGCUGGAUUGGAUAAGAGCAACGCCGUCGUUUUGGGUGCUCAUGACAUGAGGGUGGCGCGUCAGACUCCGGCGAUAUGCGCCGAGUGGAAAACACCGGCGGGCAAGGCGGUGGAGGAUUUGAAUUCCGGCGGUGUCGAAAAGGUUUUCGUCAGAGAUGACGUCAGCGGUUUUAUAACAGUAGUUGACAUGAGAAACGUCAAAAUGCCGCUAGAUAAUGUAACGGAAUCAGACGGAGAGACCUGGAUGGACGCUGACGCCGUUACUUCUGAGGGCGUUGGAGUUCGUUAA
This is a messenger RNA of Ilex paraguariensis (yerba mate), 1046 nucleotides long. Lineage: Eukaryota; Viridiplantae; Streptophyta; Magnoliopsida; Aquifoliales; Aquifoliaceae. The record is from the annotation of a GenBank genome assembly.